AUGGUCCUCUUGGCCCCACGGAAACGGCCUCAACUAUACAACCUUGCAAGAGAUCCUCCAGACCGUCCCAAGCCCAGAGAAGGCAAGGAAUGGAGCAGAUAUUAUACGUCGGGUCCACAUUUAGCGGGCAAAAAUCUGAGCCAAGGCCUUAUGGACUCAGAAAAAAUGGCAAGGAAUAUGGCCUUGAAACUAGCAUCUCGUCAUAUGACAUAUACAUCAACUACCCGGGAAAAUAUGACUGUGAAGUUUGAAGCCACUUUGAAAGAAGAUAUCUUGGCUAGGGAUUCCACCACGGGCUUAAAUGGUCGUAUCCCUACUUUCCACGGGUACUCGGCAAGUGGGAAUGUCACAGCCCGAUAUGUCUAUGCCAACUUCGGAACGUAUCAUGAUUUUGAUGAUCUGCUGAAAGCGAACGUAAGCCUCGAAGGGAAAAUCGCCUUAGUGAAAUACGGUGGUAUCUUCCGUGGCUUGAAAGUGAAGCGUGCACAGGAGCUCGGGAUGGUGGGCCUUGUUGUGUAUUCCGACCCCCAGGCGGAUGGCGAUAUAACUGAAGCAAACGGCUAUAAGCCGUAUCCGGAAGGCCCCGCUCGCAAUCCUAGCGCGGUGGAGCGGGGUAGUGUGCAAUUUUUAACCAUUUCGCCCGGUGACCCAACGACCCCAGGAUAUGCUUCUACCCCGGGCUGUCCUCGCCAGAACCCGAAUCACUCAAUUCCGUCAAUUCCCUCACUCCCAAUAUCGUUCAAAGAUGCUAUACCGCUUCUUAAAGCCCUCAAUGGACAUGGACCUGAAGCUUCCGAUUUCAAUGCGCACUGGCAAGGUGGCGGUCUUGGCCAUAAAGGAGUAGAUUACAAUAUUGGCCCAAGUCCAGAAAACGCUGUCCUGAAUCUUUACAAUGAGCAGGAGUACGUUACAACCCCAAUCUGGAAUGUAAUCGGAGUCAUCAAGGGCUCCAUUCCAGAUGAAGUCGUUAUUAUGGGUAAUCACAGAGAUGCGUGGAUUGCAGGCGGGGCCGGGGAUCCGAAUAGCGGUUCCGCCGCUUUGAACGAAGUCAUUCGCAGUUUUGGAUAUGCUAUGAAGGCCGGUUGGAAACCCCUUCGUACCAUCGUCUUUGCCAGUUGGGAUGGCGAGGAAUACGGUUUGAUUGGCUCCACAGAAUGGGUUGAGGAGAAUCUUACCUGGCUCUCUAACUCCAUAGUUGCGUACCUCAAUGUCGACAUGGCUACGAGUGGACAUCAUUUCACUGCACAAGCCAGCCCUUUAUUAAAAAAAGCUAUCUAUGAGGCAACGGGCCUUGUCCUUUCCCCCAACCAGACCGUUAAAGGUCAGACUGUCCUUGACGUCUGGGGCGGCAAAAUCUCCACGAUGGGAAGCGGAAGUGAUUUCACUGCGUUCCAGGAUUUUGCCGGCAUCGCCAGCCUCGAUUACGGUUUUAGGUCGAGGGCUGGGGAUGCGAUAUACCAGUAUCAUUCAAAUUAUGACAGUUUUGAUUGGAUGAAUCGUUACGGCGACCCGAAUUGGACAUACCAUGUUGCCGCUGCGAAAGUCUGGUCUUUAACAGCUGCGUACCUCGCAGAGAAACCUGUCUUGGGUUUGAACGCAACCGACUACGCCAAUGGGUUAGCCACGUACUUAACUUCGGCGAAAGAGAAAGCAGCCACAGGAUUCAGCUUCAAAUCACUUGACGCCGCGAUUGCGAAACUACGUAAAGCUGCAGUUGCUUUUGACGCAUACACUGCAUCACUGACAGCACAACUCGAUGAAAAUUUACCUUGGUGGCAUUGGUGGAAGAAGAUACGGCUUUUUUUCAAAAUUCGCACUGCAAACGGCAAAUAUAAAAACCUGGAACGGAAAUUCUUGCAUCAGGAUGGCCUAGAUGGGCGAAAUUGGUUCAAGCAUGUUGUUUUUGCUCCGGGGCUGUGGACUGGAUAUUCCGGUGUGACAUUUCCUGGCCUCGUCGAGAGCUUGGAGAGUGGUAAUUUGGAUAAUGCUAAGAAAUGGAGAGAUAUUAUUAAGGAGAAAAUUGACGAAGCCACGGCGUUGCUGAUGUGA
This is a messenger RNA of Histoplasma mississippiense, 2049 nucleotides long. RefSeq lists its product as hypothetical. The record is from RefSeq and is a predicted model, not a curated record. Gene Ontology annotation, molecular function: carboxypeptidase activity. The transcript has 4 exons. Lineage: Eukaryota; Fungi; Ascomycota; Eurotiomycetes; Onygenales; Ajellomycetaceae. Bases 1 to 2049 code for a protein of 682 amino acids.